AUCAGGGUGCGUCCGCCUUUUCCCUCCCCCUUCCAUCCUCCUCCCCCUCCCCUCCCCUCGUCCCUCAAUCUUCUCCCUAUUUCCUCUCUCUCCAUCCCUGGGGCGUCUCCUGAAGACUCCCGCUUCCGGUCAGCGGCCGUCCGCAAAAGCGUGUCCCGCCUCUUCCGCCUCCCCGGUGGCGGCGCGGGUGGCGGAGGUAGUAGCGGCAGCGGCGACUGCGUGUCUCCUGUCAGGGUCGGCAGGCAGGUCCUCUGGGCGGCCCAGCUGGACGUGGCCGAGCCGAAGCCCGGGGGCCAAUGGCGAUGAACUAUAGCGCGAAGGAUGAGGUGGACGGCGGGCCCACGGGUCCUCCGGGGGGCGCCGCCAAGACCCGGAGGCCGGAUAACACGGCCUUCAAACAGCAACGGUUGCCUGCCUGGCAGCCCAUCCUCACCGCCGGCACGGUGCUGCCCACCUUCUUCAUCAUCGGCCUCAUCUUCAUUCCCAUCGGCAUCGGCAUCUUCGUCACCUCCAACAACAUCCGUGAGAUCGAGAUUGAUUACACUGGAACAGAACCUUCCAGCCCCUGCAAUAAAUGUUUGUCUCCGAAUGUGACAUCUUGUGUUUGUAUCAUUAACUUCACACUGGAACAGUCGUUUGAGGGCAAUGUGUUUAUGUAUUAUGGACUGUCUAAUUUCUAUCAAAACCAUCGUCGUUAUGUGAAAUCCCGAGAUGAUAGCCAGUUAAACGGAGACCCUAGUGCUUUGCUUAAUCCAAGUAAGGAAUGUGAACCCUAUCGAAGAAAUGAGGACAAACCGAUUGCUCCAUGUGGGGCCAUUGCCAACAGCAUGUUUAACGAUACGUUAGAGUUGUUUCUGGUUGCCAAUGAAUCUGAUCCCAAGCCUGUGCCAAUUUCUUUGAAGAAAAAAGGUAUUGCUUGGUGGACAGAUAAAAAUGUGAAAUUCAGAAAUCCACCUGGAAAAGACAGCCUUCAAGAAAAGUUUAAAGAUACAACAAAGCCAGUAAACUGGCAUAAACCAGUAUAUGAGCUAGACCCUGAUGAUGAAAGUAAUAAUGGAUUCAUAAAUGAAGACUUUAUUGUUUGGAUGCGUACUGCAGCUUUACCUACUUUUCGUAAGUUAUAUCGUCUUAUAGAGCGGAGAGAUGAUUUACACCCAACACUACCAGCUGGACAGUACUAUUUGAACAUCACAUACAAUUACCCUGUACAUUUUUUUGAUGGACGAAAACGGAUGAUCUUGAGCACUAUUUCAUGGAUGGGAGGAAAGAAUCCAUUUUUGGGAAUUGCUUACAUCACUAUUGGAUCCAUCUCCUUCCUUCUGGGAGUUGUACUGCUAGUAAUUAAUCAUAAAUAUAGAAACAGUAGUAAUACUGCUGACAUCACCAUUUAAUUUUCUAUUCUGAAACCAAAUCUACUGCAUGUGCAUCAAGGCCAGUCCUGUUCAACCUAGCUUUUGAAUGCCGAUGUCUGGUUAGUAUGUCAUUUUGAAGUUGGCACAUAACAAAAAACAGCCUUUGUUCUUUGCUUCUUACAUAUGGAUGACUUAUGAAAAUAUAUGAUGGGUAUAAAAAUUAGCCAUAUUGAUUAUAUCAAUAUAUAACUGCUAAAAUGACAUUCUAAUGUCUGCUUUUUAUUGGGACAGGCCAUGUGAUGCAUAGAGCCUCUUUGAUGUGAAAUGCGUCUACUGCUUAAACUGUUUAUGCUGUGUUGAUAACAUUAUAUUGACAUGAUGCUGUAUAUGUGUGCCUACUGUGUGAUGAAAGGGAUUAUGAGAUGUAUGAGUGUAAUGACUUGCUAACCUUUGAAAAUUUGGUUACAGUUCAGAUUGAAGAAAGACUAAAUAUAAAUAAAACACUUCAUCAUUUUCAUGUGUCGUGUGUAAAAGGCUUAAAGUCUCCCCGUGUUGAGGUGGUUCAUAUGUUCAGUUUCUCUGUUAUAAUCCUCUGAUAAUGACUUUCAGACUUUAGGUUGUCCAGCAUAGAAAUUAAUAUCUAAAGAGGUCAGGUGGGUCGUGGAUAGAAUUUUAAAUUCCUUCUCAUUUGGCUAAAAUAUUGCAUUCUGGAGUCCUGAGCUACUAGAAAUGUUUAUAUGUGACCCAAUUCCCUGGAAGCUUCCACUUCAUAAGGGAAGAAGGGACAUAGAUGAGAUGGGACAGCUGCUUGGCAAAUCCUUUCCUAUGCCUCAACUGUAAACCAGACAUAAAUGUUCAAAGGAGACUAUUUUCAUUAUUGUGGUUUGUAGUGUUAAGAUGAUUGCUUCUGCCUUGGAAAUACCUCAAGCUGUUCUUACUUAGCAGGUAAGUGAUUUGACUUAGUAUUAAUAUUAUAUUCCAGAAAAUUUUGAAAUCCUAAUUUCUUCCAUAUUUCAUUAAAUUUUUACAUACAGGUCAAACAAAUGUGGAUAUGUAUACACAUUCUCUUUAAUGAAGGUAAUAUUUUGGUUAAUUUUCCUGAGAUAUACCUUAAAAGAUGUUCUAUACAUUUCCUACUUAAAUUCUUGGGGAUUUGGAGUAUGUAUAUGAAAGAAAAAGAUUAUAAUAUAUUGAUUGAAGUUACUUUAUUUUCUAACUAGAAUUAUUUUAAUAGUCCUUUAUUGAAUAAGUGCUGUAAUUUGUUUGCUAUGAGACUUAUUCCUGAAGUGGAUGUAAAUUAUUUUUCCACAUGCAUGAAAAUGUAUGUAUUAAUCAGAGUUGUCUCCAUUGCAUUGAAAUUACUUGUUUUUGAACUAAAGUAACUCAUAUUUAUGUAGUAGAAUGCUUGUGUUUUCAGACUUUGUAAUGAUUUCCUUUGGUUGUAUUUUAAAUCAAACAGUCUGGGUAAAUAUAUCAGUUUGAUUAAUAUGUGCUUAAAAGGAGAAAAAAAUUCAAUGGUUCAUGGUAGAAAUGUGCCACACUUAAAUAAGCUUUGUAUGACAUGAAAUUCUGUUAAAAGCUUGUAAUUCAUGGUGACUUUUAACUUAUAAAAAUACUACUUGCACGGGUUACUUGAUUUAUGGAUAUAUGAAACCUCAGGACAAAAGUUCUUUCUCUAAAACUAUUCUUUUGUCAAUCAUUCAGAAUGCUGUUAUUCUGAAAAGUGUCCCUGUUGCAUAUGAUAGUUUAUUUGGGGGAUUCUUUAUAAGGCGUGGGAUGCUGUUGCCAGCCUUUCCUGAGUAAGUGCUGGUGAAAGAGGACUACUAAUUUGCCUGCAUCUGUCUCUAACUGGGGACCAAGGGGUCUGCUGAAGGAAACUGAAGAGCUCUAACAUUUCCACAGCUUGGAGAAGAGAUAGAAUCUUUAAAAGUACAGUUGAAGCUUGAUCAGUUUUACAAGUGCACUGAUGGUUCCUGUCUUCCAUGGUUCCUGUCAUUUGAAACCAACUCCUGUUGUGUAUAUGAAGAAUCUGGGACAUUCAUAUUUUAAAAAAAGUUGAUGUCAUUAAGGGACUAAGUAGGCUUAGAAAAAUGCAUUAAUUUGCAAGUAUUUUGGCACAAGAAACUUUCCAACUGAAAAAAUUAUUUAGUAAGCAAAAGCUGAUGUUUCUUUGAAAUCAUAAGGCAGUUUAAAAUAAACUGAAGAAAAUAUAACUGUGUUCUAAUAGAGAAUAAUCCAAUUAAGAGUCAAGUGAAUGUUAUUUAUUCGAUAGUAACAAAAUUUAUUUGUAAACUUAAUUAUAUUAAAAGUUAUUCUGUUAGGAUGUUUUGUAUUAAUAAACGUGAACAAAAUUAA
This is a messenger RNA of Rattus rattus (black rat), 3707 nucleotides long. RefSeq names its product transmembrane protein 30A (gene Cdc50a). Gene Ontology annotation, cellular component: endoplasmic reticulum; plasma membrane; Golgi apparatus. Lineage: Eukaryota; Metazoa; Chordata; Mammalia; Rodentia; Muridae. The record is from RefSeq and is a predicted model, not a curated record. Gene Ontology annotation, biological process: phospholipid translocation. Bases 297 to 1391 code for a protein of 364 amino acids. The transcript has 7 exons.